Molecule: messenger RNA, 1215 nt
Organism: Clonostachys rhizophaga
Lineage: Eukaryota; Fungi; Ascomycota; Sordariomycetes; Hypocreales; Bionectriaceae
Source: the annotation of a GenBank genome assembly
AUGUCGUCCUUUUCAGAGUUGCCGACUGUCAAGCCCGAUGCGGCCUUUACACUGCUGGCUGCUUAUAAGACCGACACUAAUCCGAACAAGGUUGACCUCUGUCCUGGAUUUUAUCGCGACGAGAAUGGGAAACCGUGGAUCUUGCCAUCAGUUAUACAGGCCAAAGAGAGAGUCUAUGCAGAUCCCAAGCUCAACCAUGAGCACCUUCCUCUGGCCGGUCACGCUGAAUUGCUUCGUCAAUCGAAGGAGCUAGUUUUUGGGAAAGAAGAUCGAGACCUAAAACGUGUAGCCUCGAUCCAGACAGUUUCAGGCACAGGAGCCAACCAUCUUGCCGCGCUGUUCCUCUCGACCAAGCUUAACCCAACGACUGUCUGGUUUCCUAAUCUAGGAUGGAUCAACCAUACAGAAAUCUGGAAACUAGCCGGAUCCCAUGUGCAACAAAGAUUUUAUCCGUAUUUCAACGGCGAAAACCAGAACAUCGACUUUGAUACUAUAGUAGAGGUUCUGCAAGAGGCACAGAAGGGCGAUGUAAUAGUGCUUCAUGCUUGCGCGCAUAACCCAACGGGGGUCGAUCUUUCAAAAGAGCAGUGGGACACCCUCGCCACCAUUUGCAAGAACACUGGAUUGAUUCCUGUUUUUGACCUGGCCUACCAAGGACUUGCAUCGGGAGACGUUCGCCAGGAUGCCUCUGCCAUAAAUGACUUUUUCGAUAGGGGGGAUCUCGAAUUUGCCGUCGCGCAAUCGUAUUCUAAAAUCUUUGGUUUAUAUGGAGAGCGCAUAGGAAUACUGCACAUUGCGGCCCUCGACGUGACAGCAGCUGCCAAGAUAACACCAGUUCUUACUCAGCUCUCACGAGCGGAGAUAACUUCUUGUCCUUCGUACGGCGCAAGGAUUAUUUCCCAGAUUCUCGGGGAAUUGAAGCUUUACGAUCAGUGGCUUAAAGACCUGGAAACCAUGAACAAUCGCAUGAAGACUAUGCGCGAGAGUUUGUACCAUGGCCUUUUGGCCAGAAAGGUGCGGGGAUCAUGGGAUCAUAUCCUAACGGAUACUGGUAUGUUUUCCAUGACAGGGCUCUCCGCUAAGCAAGUCACGGCGAUGAAAGAGAAACACCACAUUUAUCUACUUCCUUCAGGAAGAAUCUCUGUCACUGGAUUGACAACUCGUAACAUAGACCACGUCGUAGCUGCUCUUGAAGAUAUUCUAGGCACCUAUUAG